AUGACAGGGACAUCCUCUGGUUUUGGUCGUCGUCUUACAGGCCUUGCACUUGCAAGAGGCGAUCGCGUUAUCGCGACAGCUCGUACACUGAGCAAAAUUCAGCAUUUCCCAAAGCACCCAAACCUUCAUCUUAUGCAGCUUGAUGUCAAUGCCGGCACGAAGGAAAUUAAAGCGCGAAUAGAUCACGCUGCUCGUGUAUGGAAUGGUAUCGAUGUAUUGGUGAAUAAUGCAGGUUACGGGUUGCCUGCACUUCUUGAAGAAGGAGGUGCCUCGCUUAUGUUUCGUCAGUUUCAAACUAAUUUUUUCGGGGUGGUCAAUGUUUGCAAUGCAGUACUACCCUACAUGAGAAAGAAACGCAAUGGCACAGUUGUGGUCAUCGGCAGUAGGAGUGCAUGGAAGCCGGAAAGAGUUAGAGUAAAUAAUUUUAGCUCGCUCAAAGCUGCUGUGCAUGCAAUGAGUGAAUCAUUGGCAUUGGAGCUGGAGCCAUUCAAUAUCCGGGUAUUGCUCGUGGAGCCAGGGUCAUUCCGCACCGAGGGUAUCCUUGGUUAUCCGUGGGACUGCUCCAACCCUAUCCCAGAUUAUGACGAGCAGCGUGCUGUUGGCCGUGUGAACUUCUCUAAGACUGCUGGGAAGCAACCAGGCGACCCGGACAAGGCUAUGGAGAUUGUUGUAGAUGUUGUGAAGGGGGAAGGCUGCGCCGCAGGCAGGGAAUGGCCACUGUAUCUUGUACUGGGCAAGGAUGCAGAGGCCGAUAUUAGAAACAAGUGCGCCAAGGUUCUGAAGCACCUUGACGACUGGAAUGACGUUAUCAGAGGUGUUGAUGUUGUAUGGCUCGUACAAUUUCGCACCACCGUAUACUUAGACUCAACCCUUCACAGGCCCCCGGAAGCCCCUGCCAGUGUACACCCGCCCGACCAACUGAAAACGGCCUUGAAAAUGUGA
Messenger RNA from Suillus subaureus, 942 nucleotides. RefSeq lists its product as uncharacterized. NCBI's taxonomy places the organism in Eukaryota, Fungi, Basidiomycota, Agaricomycetes, Boletales, Suillaceae. The record is from RefSeq and is a predicted model, not a curated record. The transcript is spliced from 5 exons. The coding region runs from base 1 to 942 and encodes 313 amino acids.